AUGGCACGGGGGCCCGGAAAGGCCCGCGACUUCGACUACUCCAAUGUGGGAACUAAAGGGAGGCGCACUGGAAUCUCCUUAAAGGAAGGCCGGCGCGACGAGCAUGGAAUGGAAGAAGUAGAUGGCCUCUUCUCUUCUCCUGAAAAGUCGCCUGCCAAAUUUAAUGGGUUUGAGAACGGGGGCAACGAUUCUUCAAUUGGGUCGGAUGGCAUGUCCAUAGACGAAGGCAACGCGCCAGAACCCAUGGACUUUCUUAAGGGUACCAACGGAUCACGUACCUCUUUUCUCCCCCCACCUGCCGCACGUUCGCCUAUGAAGACUGGCCUUUCCGGUUCUCCGCGAAGGACGCCUGCACUACGAUCAACUCCAGACUCGCAAGACGAUCUUGAGUCAUCUAGUCCCUCCGACGGCAAAGGUUUAAGCGCACAGAGCGAGGCGCGUCUGGAUCCUUCUCCUCUAUCCACUCGCUCAGUGAAUGCGGGGCAUUCAAAUCAGAAGAACGGCGCGCGACAAAGAUCGGCAAAAGCACAGCUAGUAGGGGAACCGGAGGCUACAUUUUUACCCGAAUUUUCGGACGACGAAGGUGACGAGAAUGCAUUUGCCCAAGUACAGCAAGACUUUGGGGACAGUUUGGUUGCCGAUGAUGAACCACUGCCAACUGCAGAGUUGUCCGAGUCUCCGGAGCCAUAUCAAAAUGGAGACAGUGACAAUUCUCCCAUCGAAACAGCCCCGCGCACAGAAACUGCCGUGAGCUCCAAAUCAACAAAGAAGGGCGCACCAACACACCCCGCCAACGCAGGCAGGAGCCAGGCCAAACCCCCUGGACGGCGUGGACGCCCUCGAAAAUCCGAUCACGGUGACGUCGAAGAAGAUACCAAUCCCAGGCCAGCCAAAAAGCAGAAGAGCUCUGCCAAAGCGCCUCCACCCGAGCGCGAACCUCUGGAUCCGGAGCUAGAUCGAGUAGUGAAUGAUUACGCCAACCGCACAGGCCCGUUGAAAGGUAGAAGUUUGUAUAUUCUCAAGCGUGAAAACCCUACCGACAACAGUGCGACUCACACCCGAUCUGGCCGUGUUUCGGUCCGACCACUGGCAUACUGGCGUAAUGAACGGUGCGUCUUUGGUGAUGGGGAGGCCGCCGAGGGCCAUCGAUAUCCUCUUUCAACUAUCAAGGAAGUCAUCCGUACCGAAGAACAAGAGCCUGAUUACAAGAAGAAAGGGAGGCGCUCGGCUUCUCACAAGUCCAAGCCCAAAUCAAAGAAGCGAAAGGAUGAAUCGUCCGAUGAAGAAGAUGAAGCCGUUGAUCUAUGGGAAAAAGAAGGUGGUGUCCUUCAUGGAUAUACCCUCAAGUGGGACAGUAAAACUCAAACCAGUUCGAAGGAGGAGGAAGUUUUAGACAUUGCAUAUGCUCCUUCUGGGAUUGAGACCAGGGAAGUCAAAGGUUCAACUUUCAGGUUCGCGAAGCUACUCAGCUCUUCGUUCAUUGGGUCUGGAGUUGUUGAACUACCCCCUGACGGAGUCAAGAAACCCAAGAACUCGAAGAAGAUGCACAUGGUCUUUUAUGUCUGCCACGGACGUGUCCAGGUGGAUAUCUCAGGUGUUCAGUUCAGUGCAGGCAAGGGUUGUGUUUUCCAAAUCCCUCGUGGAAAUUACUACAGCUUUGCGAAUACUCAUCACAAAGAAGCACGACUGUUCUUUACUCAAGGCUGUGUUCCUGAUGAGAGCGAAAGCGAAAAUGAGAACGACACGCAGGCUGAGGUUGACAAUAACAAUGACAUGUCUGCUGUGUCUGAUGAUGCUAGCCCCGAAAGCGAAGUUGAGCCUGCUCCUGCUCCUGCUAAGAAGGCCAAGGGUCGUCCAAAAGGCAAACAGAAGAAGGCUGGAAAAUAA
This is a messenger RNA of Penicillium soppii, 1887 nucleotides long. RefSeq names its product Cupin domain protein. Bases 1 to 1887 code for a protein of 628 amino acids. The transcript has 5 exons. The record is from RefSeq and is a predicted model, not a curated record. NCBI's taxonomy places the organism in Eukaryota, Fungi, Ascomycota, Eurotiomycetes, Eurotiales, Aspergillaceae. Gene Ontology annotation, cellular component: kinetochore. Gene Ontology annotation, molecular function: centromeric DNA binding. Gene Ontology annotation, biological process: attachment of mitotic spindle microtubules to kinetochore; kinetochore assembly; spindle attachment to meiosis I kinetochore.